AUGCUUGCACGUACAUUGCUCCUGUGUGUUUUUCUGCCGCUGUGCCUUGCGCAAUCGUCUGGUGGCUUUUCGAAUCCGUCCAAAAAGGGCGGCAAGCCUCUCACGGUGAGCAAAAGCACUAAAGGCGAGCCGCUAAAUGUGAUCAUUUCUGGCAAGUCUGAUCCGUAUGUGUCCUCCCAAGAUGGAUUCGCCAGCUUCUCGCGCUCUAUCAACUUUGGCAAUGGGUCUUGCCUUGAUAUCCGAGGAAACAAUACAGCUCAAGCAAAUUUGGGCGACGGCGAUGGCACCAAGGACGAGGCCGGCCUUUUCCGCUGGGACAAUGGCUGUACAGAGGCGCUCAAUGGCGGGAAUCAUUUUAGGUACUGGGUUCAAAAUGGAUCUGCAGCAGAUACAAAAGCGAUUUUUAUUGCUGCAUCGGUAGAGAUGCCGCUUAACAAAGACCACAAUAUUGUCCCCAAUGGUUACGACAUGGGCCGCGAUCAAUUUGUGGGCAAUGCUACGCAAGGCAUCACUGUCGACCAGGAUACAGGUAAUAAGUUCCAGACGACGAUUGUCGCAAACAACACUAGCUUGAUGAAAGGUAUUUCCAAGAACGACUUGAACCACAACAUCGGUACGGACGGCGAAGUCACCGUCUUGCAAGUCAAACUUACCAAAAAAGGCAGCGGCAGCCAGGACGACCAGGCGAGCGACAAUGGGCAAACAUCGCUUGUAUCUUUCCUCCCAUUCGUGCAAAUGUUGUCGCUCGCCACUGCGGGAGUGUUGGUUUUGUGUACGUAG
Messenger RNA from Malassezia vespertilionis, 780 nucleotides. RefSeq lists its product as uncharacterized. The transcript has a single exon. The record is from RefSeq and is a predicted model, not a curated record. Lineage: Eukaryota; Fungi; Basidiomycota; Malasseziomycetes; Malasseziales; Malasseziaceae. Bases 1 to 780 code for a protein of 259 amino acids.